Leptonychotes weddellii (Weddell seal) is the source of this 4147-nucleotide messenger RNA. The record is from RefSeq and is a predicted model, not a curated record. NCBI's taxonomy places the organism in Eukaryota, Metazoa, Chordata, Mammalia, Carnivora, Phocidae.
GCCCGAGCAGUCACUGAAGCACCACUGUCCUUCCUUGUCCCCCGAAGCCUCUUCCUUCUUUGCCCCUUUGUCCUGUUGAUUAUCUUGUCCCUUCCUCACUGCCUGGUACUUUGCUGCUCUGCAGUGUAGUGUGGAUAAGGGACCAAACAUGAGCUGCUCCUGUAGUCUGUGGUCACAGCAGCAGUCUGCUGAGUGCUGUCCUGUCAGCUCAAGUGAGAUGGUGGGUUCAAGAGUGCUGUGGUUGUAGACAAAGGCAUUAAUUCCAUAGUGGAUUUUGAAGUAGAAUUAGAUGUGGGUGGUGUCAUGGGUAGAAUCCAUGGUCAUCUUUGGUAUUAUUACAUUAAAGCAAGUGGAUUGGACCCCUGUUACUGUUGCAGGGAGCAGGACAGCAGGAGAAAUAGGCAGAAUUCUUUUACAGGGGCACAGAUUAUCACAGAAAUGUAGUUUUGAUUACACUUCCCUUCUUUUUUUUUUCAGGUCAACUCUCAUCUUUGUUCUUCAUGUACUACAGGCUAUUUUCUGUAGUUAACUCAGAAGCCAUGUAGACUUGCCUGCCCUUUGAAGACAUACUUUUUAAGACUUCUAGGAAGAUAAGCUGCACUGUUGAAAGUUUUUACAGAAUAUAAUCGUGUGUGUUGUGACAGAAAGAGAAAUGGAAGUAUUCCAGGAACUCCGUAAACCGUCCUCACGUUUGGAGUGUGACCACUGCAGUUUCCGAGGCACGGAUUAUGAAAACGUGCAAAUCCACAUGGGCACCAUCCAUCCAGAAUUUUGUGAUGAAAUGGAUGCUGGUGGGUUAGGUAAAAUGAUAUUUUACCAGAAAAGUGCAAAGCUAUUCCACUGCCAUAAGUGCUUCUUCACCAGUAAGAUGUACUCUAAUGUGUACUAUCACAUCACAUCCAAACAUGCAGGCCCAGAGAAGUGGAAUGAGAAACCAAAAAAUCAGCUAAGCAAAGAAACAGAUCCUGGGAAAAGCCCUCCUCUUCCUGAACACCAGAAAAUACCCUCUAAUUCAGCAGAACUCCCAAAACCCAUACCUGCCCUUUCUCUAGAAACACAGAAACUUGGCCCAAUUUUGUCUCCAGAAUCACCAAAACCUACACCUCUCACUUCCCUGGAGCCUCAGAAGCCUGGCCCUGUUGUUUCUCCUGAGCCACAGACACCUUCUCUUCCUUCUCCUGAGCCUCCAAAAUCUGCCUCUAUUUCUUCUCCUGAACUUCCAAAACCAGUCCCUAUUGUUUCUGAGUCUCAGAAACCAGUCCCUAUUCCUUCUCCAGAACCACAGAAACUUGCCCCUAUAUCUCCUGAGCCAGUAAAGGCCACUCUUAUUAAUCCUAAACCCCAGAAACACUCCCAUUUCCCAGAAACAUUGGGGCCACCUUCAGGCUCAUCUCCAGAGUCACCAGUUUUGGCUGCUUCCCCUGAACCUUGGGGUCCAUCCCCAACUGCAUCUCCAGAGUCUCGGAAACCAGCCCGGACUAUCUCCCCUGAGCCAAGGAAGCCAUCCCCAUCGGAGUCUCCUGAACCUUGGAAGCCAUUCCCUGCUGUCUCCCCAGAGCCCAGAAGACCAGCCCCAGCUGUGUCACCAGGUUCUUGGAAGCCAGGGCCACCUGGGUCCCCAAGGUCUUGGAAAUCCAGUCCUUCGGCGUCAUCGGGACCUUGGAAGCCAGCUAAACCUGCUCCAUCUGUGUCUCCCGGUCCUUGGAAGCCAAUUCCUUCUAUCUCACCUGGGCCAUGGAAACCAGCUUCCUCUGUGUCCCCCGCAUCCUGGAAGUCAUCGUCGGUCUCACCUGGUUCCUGGAAGUCUCCCCCUGCAUCUCCUGAGUCGUGGAAGUCUGGCCCGCCAGAACUCCGAAAGACAACUCCCACCUUGUCACCUGAACAUUGGAAGACAGUUCCCUCAGUGUCCCCUGAGCUUCGUAAAGCAGGACCUCCCUUGUCUCCUGAGCUUCGCAAACCAGGCCCACCAUUGUCCCCAGAGAUCCGCAGUCCAGCGGGAUCUCCAGAGCUCAGAAAACCUUCAGGGUCUCCAGAGCUUUGGAAGCUUUCUCCUGAUCAGCGAAAAACUUCCCCUGCUUCACUUGAUUUUCCCGAGUCCCAGAAAAGUUCCCGUGGUGGUUCCCCUGAUCUCUGGAAGUCUUCCUUUUUUAUUGAACCUCGGAAACCUUCUGGACCAUCUGAGUCCCCUAAGGCAGCCUCCGAUAUCUGGAAGCCUGUUCUCUCUCUUGAUACCGAACCUAGGAAACCUGCCCUGUUUUCUGAGCCCACCAAAACAGCCCCUCCAGCUUCUCCUGAACCACGAAAACGUGCUCUUUUUCCAGAGCCCCGGAAACAUGCCCUUUUCCCUGAACUUCCCAAAUCUGCUAUCUUCUCAGAAUCUCAGAAAGCAGUUGAGCUUGGUGAUGAACUACAGACAGAUGCCAUAGAUGAUCAAAAGUGUGAUAUUUUGGUUCAGGAAGAACUACUAGCUACACCUAAGAAACUCUUAGAAGACACUUUAUUUCCUUCCUCAAAGAAGCUCAAGAAAGACAACCAAGAGAACUCCGAUGCUGAGCUUAGUAGCAGUGAGUAUAUAAAAGCAGAUUUAGAUGUGAUAGACAGCAAGGGCCAAGAAUCAAGCAGUGAUCAAGAGCAGGUUGAUGUAGAAUCUAUUGAUUUUAGUAAAGAGAACAAAAUGGACGUGACUAGUCCAGAGCAGUCCAAAAAUGUGUUACAAUUUACUGAAGAGAAAGAGGCCUUUAUCUCUGAGGAAGAGAUUGCAAAGUAUAUGAAGCGUGGAAAAGGAAAGUAUUAUUGCAAAAUUUGUUGCUGUCGAGCUAUGAAAAAAGGUGCGGUUUUGCAUCAUUUGGUUAAUAAGCAUAAUGUUCAUAGCCCUUACAAAUGUACAAUUUGUGGAAAGGCUUUUCUUUUGGAAUCUCUCCUUAAAAAUCAUGUAGCAGCCCAUGGGCAGAGUUUACUUAAGUGUCCACGUUGUAAUUUUGAAUCAAAUUUCCCAAGAGGCUUUAAGAAACAUUUAACUCACUGUCAAAGCCGGCAUAAUGAGGAAGCAAAUAAAAAGCUCAUGGAAGCUCUUGAACAGCCCCUGGAGGAGCAGCACAUUUGAUUUUUACACAUGGUGUGGAUAUAUGAUCUACAAAGUUGUUUGUUGAAACUGUGUAAAGCAGAGUUAAAUAGUGUAAGUGGGUCAGUAGAUGUUGAUGUGUAUGGUGUACUGUGUUCAGUUGUCUCAGUAGUGUUACAAAGAAUAAUUCGCAUUUGGUUCUUUUUUUCAUGGUCUCUGUUUAUGUGGCUAUCUUGUAAGUCAAUAAAUUCAUAACUAUAUUCCAGAUGGGUAAAAUUUCUCUGAUUUCUUUUAAAAAUAUUUGAAUAAUAUGAAGAUGUAGGUGGUCCACUUAUCAAGAGCAAGUUGUACUCAAUUUAAAACAUCUAGUCAAAGUGUAUCUUUUUUUUGUGAAACUAACUUCAGACAAUGGAAAUUAAUAGUUGGAAUGUUUAAGAAUUAGGCAUGAAAAAUUUGAGAAAUUUUUUUCUCUUUCCUUAAAUGUAUUUUCAGAUCAUAAAAGGUAUUUUGAAGUUCCUAUUUGGUCAUAUACAGUUAGUUUAUUACAAAUCUUGAGCAGCUCUAGAUGUUUAUUAGCUUUUAUGUCAUGGAAAAUUGGAGUCUCAGGGUUGCUGAUUUUCUGCUAAAUAGAUGUUGAGUAAGUUUUAAAAGGUUUGCAGCCUUCUCUAGGAAACUGGGAAAGAUGAGUGUGACUUAGGUCUUAUCUUUAGCUGUUUCCUUCUGAGUCUUCCAUUCUGCACCGCCUUCCCCACCCCACCCCCAGUUCUGUCUCUUCUCUUCUCUGUGAGCUCACACCAAUAGAUGAUCCUUGACUGCCAAAUGUGUCAGAACUGUACUUCCUGCUCCCUGGGCCUCACACGCCACCUAGGGGGUUCAGACCUGGUAAUGAGUAGGAACUGAGAGUCUUCCAGAUUCACGGUAGAAAAUUUUGUAAGUAGACAUUUGUGUUUGAGAGACGUCAAUUGUAUGUUUUCCACAGUUGUCACUGUAAAUACCUUGUGCCUGUUCGUGGAUUAUUUUGUUCUGAAAUAUUUUGUCAAAUGUGUAUCAACCAAAUUAAAAACAGAGGCUUUCAUGUCAGUAGCA